This is a messenger RNA of Anopheles darlingi, 708 nucleotides long. RefSeq lists its product as uncharacterized. Bases 1 to 708 code for a protein of 235 amino acids. The record is from RefSeq and is a predicted model, not a curated record. The transcript has 2 exons. Lineage: Eukaryota; Metazoa; Arthropoda; Insecta; Diptera; Culicidae.
AUGUUGACGGUUUCGAUCCUGCCUCUGGUAGUGCUGCUGUCCGAGCAGGCACCCCGCGCCUUCGCCGGACCUUCGGACAUCGCUGGUCGAAUGGCGAACGAAACUGGAUGGACUAGAACGGGCUACGGGGCGCUGCUGCGAGAGGACGAGCGAUUCUACACGCUGGAGUACGCAACGACGACCGUACGACCGAAGCGGCAGGCCCACCGGACCUCCAAACUAGCCCGUGAACCCCGAUUCAUCUCCUUCCAAACGACGGACAGCAGCAUCGAUGUGGAGCUGAAUUUCGCGAUCCCGUUCAUGUCGAUACCGGUGCAGAAGUCGAUGAAUGGUUUGGUGGAUUCCGUGCUUAAGGUAAGCAACACUGGGUCGAGCAAUGGCCGCCACCAGGGGUACAGUUACAGUGGCAGUGGCAGUAGCAACAGAAUUCUGCGCGGGGCAAUGGAUUGCAGAUGCACAUCAUCGGUGUCUCUGGCUCUGCCGGUGGUCUCGGACAUGCGUGUAAUGACCCCAUACAUUCCGGUCUCAUUGGCAGGGUACACCGUUGGUGAACGUGAACAUCGGGGCGGUGGCGGUGGCCGGUGUGCUGACGCUUGGUGGCGCCCUGAUCGGUGCGGCCGCCCGUACCUUUUCCAACGGCACCCAAUCGUUCUGGCCCACUAUGCUGACGGCGGGUGGCUGGCGUCAGGCGGCGCAACGAACCACUGA